CCGCCACCCAGUGUCUGCUGAAACUGGAGUGCCCACAGGCUAGUAGGAUGAUAGCCUCAGCCAAGACUCCACCCACGGGAGCCCUGAUUGGAGGAUCGCCUGACUCCACUGAUUGGUCCAACCACACUAUUUAAGCCAAAAGGAAACACAGGAAGUUUGUCUGAGCAGCCAAGUGAUUUCCUGUUCCCAACCUGCUACCUGGCUCCUGCCUUCUCUCUUGUUUCCACCCUGCUCCUGCUCCAUGUUCAGUUCUUGCCUUUCCUCCAGUUACCAGGCCUGGCUUCGACCCCAGCCUCCAACUUCUGACCUUGAUUGUCUUGACCCUUGGUUCUGCCAUUUGGUAUCUGACCUUGGCUCUGACUCUGGUCAAGUGGUAGUUGCUUCUGAUGCUGACCCUUGGCUUCGUUCCCCAGCCUGGGUGCCUGCUCUGCCCACUAGACCUGAUUGCUGAUCUGACUUCUGGGCCAGGUCACUUACGGCCUGGUCCAUAACAGUCAGUCCCAUCUCAGCAACUCACGCACAUUGGACUAUGGCAGAAGGGCUAAAACCUUACAAAAAUGGACACUGGGUUUCUAAUGACCCACAGGGACCUUGGUUUUAUGUGUCAUCUUCCUCAUUAGUUUAGAAAAAUGAGGCACAGGUGGUAAAAGUGAGAUAUUCUGCCCUUGGAGAAGUAAUGUAACCGGCUUUAAUUGAGUUCCUCUGGAUUUAUGCUGGUGUGAAUGAGAGGAGAGUCAGACACUAGGACUGACAUAGCUGAAAGAGGCUGGAUGAGAAAAGUUUGUGAAGUCUAUCCACGACCUCCCGUGUCUUGAUAAGUCACAGCGCCAGCCCCCGUUACAGACACACUCAGCCUGGGCCCCUGGUCAGAGCUCAGGGUAUUAGGGUCAGGAUUAGAAGACCAAAUGCAGCCUUGUGACUCUCUGGGAAUGUCUAGGAGAAGCUACCAGUUUGGUGUUAGGAUGGUGAUCCUGGGACUAUGUUGGUUGCUUACAUGCCUUAUCCUUACAGAUGCACGCACCACCAAAUCCCAGGCGAUCCAGCUGACUGGGAUGGUGGGAGGAUCGGUAGUUUUCCCUUUCAAAGUUCCCCCAUGGGUACCCGUGGAGACCAUCGUCUGGAAUUCGGUCACAACCCUCGCCACAUUUACCCCCCAGAAAGGGAAACUAGCUGUAGUUAAAGUGCUGGAUAAACGCUACAUAGGGCGGUUGAGGGUCUUGGACCAUACCUAUUCUCUGGUGAUUAGCAACCUGAGCAUGCUGGACAGGGGCGUGUACAGAGCGCAGAUAAACACCGAGUUCACCACCACCGUGACGGAAUACCUGCUGCACGUGUACAAGAAAAUCCCCGUCCCAGAUAUUGCCGUUGCCAUCCUGAAUGGAACCUGCAACCUCCUGCUAAACUGCUCUGUCGCUGAGGGAGCGGAAAGUGCCACCUUCAUCUGGAUGUACACCCGCAGGAGGAUCAGCCAGACCAAGGAAGGACCCACCCUGCACAUCUCGAGCCGUCCAAGAGCUAAAGACAUGAUCCACACCUGCCUGGCAAGGAACCCCAUUAGCCAGGGCUCAAAAACAAUCUCCAUAGAAGACUACUGCGAAAGUGGCUCACCGACAUCCAUUUUCCAAGCGCUGAAGGCAACGUGCUUCUUAAUGUUCUUUGGACUCCUCUUCAGCAUGACCAAUAUUGUAAAAUAAGGACCACACACUGCCUUCGAAUGCAGACCGGAGUGACGGGAACGCAUGCAAAAGGAAGAUUUGUUGCUGAGGGGGAAACAGAAGAUCUCAUGCCAACUGCAUCCAAAUGCCACCAACCCUUGCUGUAAGUUACCUUCUAAUGCAAAGAGCUGCCGUGGCAGAACUUAUUACUGUGGCUUUUUAAAAAGCGACUGUAGAUUAAAAGCAGCAAGAGAAGAUGCUGAGGCAUUUCACGUCUGCAGGCAGAAGGUGAUAAUCUCCUAAUAUCUCCUCCUAAUGGGCAUGAAGCAUCACACCUGAGAUCCAGCCAAUAGUGUGAUUGUGUGGACUCCUGUUUACCAAUAAAAUGCACUUCUCAGUCAGGCCUGAAGUUACUGAUCUGCUCAUAAAGAUGUGGGCUUUUUUUCCCGUUAUGCCAAGGCUCUGGGUGUCGCUGUAAUUUAUGCUCGUAGUAGAGUAAAGGGGCCUUAGUGUAAAUGAGAAUCUAUCCCCCCAAGAUCUUCAGCUAAUAAAGACCUCUCUGCAAAUCAAUGGGCCUGAUCCUCCCCUGGCUUGCACCCCAUGGGCUUGAUUCACUAUUGUACUAUGCCAGUGGUUGGUGACUACUGUGGUGUGGUGCAAUCUGGUGGGCAGGAAACCCCUCCCCCUUUAACUGCCAGCUUCCUCUCUCGCUCAUUUCUGCAUUUGAUUUCUCAGUGCAUUUAUCUGGGCAGGAUGGGGAAGAAAGCCAAUUAGAUGGGGGCAGUGGUGUUUCCAAUCCCCCACAUUCAGAAAUCAUGGGCCAGGCCAUCCAGAACUUCUGCUUUGCGAAUCACAAGGGUUUGUUGCUGUUUUUUAAUACUCAGUGUUUGCCGGGGGGUGGGGGGGUUCUUUGCCUUCUGUGUUUUUCAGCUUUAGGGCUCUCACUUUCAAGCCUUCCUCUGCAAGCACGGGGGGCGAGAUCCUUUUUGUUUUUUUAAUGAAAGCCGAGAUUCUCCGGAAGCCACCUUCAUCCAGGAGCUGGGCAUGCAGAAAACCAGGACAAAAUCGGGAGAGUUGGUAGCACGGGCAGCAGCUUCCCUGAUGCCCAAAUAGUUAAUGAGGGGGAGCGGAGAGAGCAGAGGAAGGCCUUUCCUAAGUGGAGAAGAAGGGGAAUCCUUUAUCUUGGCUUUUACACUCUGGACUGCCAUGUGGAAUAGUCCUGGGAAACUUUCUUACCUGGCCUUCUCAGAAGCUCAACUUGGGCUCAAGGGGACAAUGAAGUUUCACCCUGGGGCGUGUGGUUUCCUGGGUCUCAACUCAAGUCGCCCGUCCCCACUCCUGGAGGAACACAGUGAAAAGAACAUCAGCACUGAACAGCUCGAUGCUGAGGGUGCAUCCAUACAGCGAACGCUGUGCACGGGUUAGCCGGAACCAGCUAGCGCGGGUUACGACAGCAGUGAAGACAGAGCAGGGCGGGCUUCAGAGCAGGUCAGGAAGCAGUGUAUGUGCCCAGGUUCUGUGCUGGGCUGGCACUACCCAUGGCAAAGCUGGCACGGUGCUCGCUUCACAGCCAUUGUGCCCCGCGCUGGCUGGAUUCAAAUGAAUCACAAUGACAAGGUCCAUAGCGGAUGUCACAGAGUCUCUGCUCUGUCUCCCUUUUGAGAGUCAAAACUGCAUAAAAACCUCAUCCCCUAGUGCUGUCACGGUGCCGUUACGAUGAUUAAUCAUCUCUGCUGUGGCAGCACCUAGGAGCCAAGACCCCAAGGUGUCAGGUGCUGUACGAACACAGAACAAAACGCCAGUCCAUGCGCCCAAGUGCUUCCAACAAUGUGUUAGGGACACAAGGCGGGCGAGGUCAUAUCUUUGAUUGGACCAACUUCAGUGGUGCAAGGUGCAAGCUUACAAGCUACACACAGCUCUUCUUGGGUCUGGGAAAGGUGCUCGGGGUAUCACCGCUACCUACAAGGUGGCACAGAUUGUUUAGCGUAAGGAGUUAACACCUGUUGCAAGAGACCCUGUGAGGUGAAGUGGGCCAUUAACACCUCUGCAGCCACAGGACAAAGGGGGCCUAGCGGGCUGCAGAUUGUUGUAAGAAGCCAUAACUCCAGUGUCUUUUUAGUGUCUAGUGAAGUUAUGAACUUAAGCUCCCAGGGCCCAACAGAGCGACAGCAACAUCACACACAGCAGUCUCUGCUAGUCUGCAGGCCCAGGAGACGAUGUCAAGCUCUAGUAACAUCCUGCAAGCUAAUGACUAGCAAAAGUGGAUCGAUCCCCUAUAUCUAAGGAUGAGUGAGCACAAAUAAUUAUCGCCCCUUCCCCCCGACUCUCAUGUGACCCCUCUGUAGAAGAAAAGUGCCACCGUUUACAAUACAGGGUUUACUGAUGGUCAGCCCGGCCGCUGAUAUAAACCAGUGUGGCUCCAUUGACUUCAGAGGAGUGGUGCCAGCCUACUUCUGGCACACAGAUUUCCAGGAUCAGGCGUCACAGAGUUUCCUCAGCUGACUUUCUGAGUUUCUUUAGACUGACCCCCUACUUGGUAAGGCAACUCCCAUCUUUUCAUGUACUAUGUAUAUAUACCUGCUACUGUAUUUUCCACUGGAUGCAUCUGAGGAAGUGGGUUCUAGCCCACGACAGCUUAUGCCCAAAUCAAUUUGUUAGUCUCUAAGGUACCACAAGGACUCCCCGUGGUUUUUUCUUCAGCUGCAAUUCCCCUCCCUGCUAUCUCCACGGCUAAAAUUUUCCUCUGAGGCACAGCUGGGCCAGCAGGGAUCAGUAGCAGCGCCUGACAAAUGCAACCUGCCCGCUAUGUGACAUAGGAGUUUGUUGUUGUUUCCUUCUCGGUCUGAUCCGGGGCUGCGAAAUCUCUUUUUAUAAAUAGCUUUCCGCGGCAAUGACUGGAUUCCCUGAAGUGUGGGCUGAGCUACAGUUAGUACUGGGAACUCCAUCCUUUCCGCCAGCUUGGUUUGCCCUUUAGCCAUUGGCUCUGACAUCUCUCGCACAAACAGAAAGCUAUGCUAUCCCGGUGGCGAGAGGCAAUGGUGCUUCCGGUACCCCAGCUGCUUCAGAGGAAGGUGCAAGGUGCCCCUAGUGGACAGUUAUGGAAUCGCUUGACCCAAGCAAACAUUCUUUCCUAAUCUGUAUCAUUAGAGGUGAGUUUAUGCCCUGAAGCGUGAGGGUAUAUAGCCUUUCUAAAAGAUUAUGCAGCCUAAUGUAAGGGUGGAUAGUCUCUUUAUCCAUAUACAUGUCUAAUCUAUUUAUUAAUCCUGUUAAACUCUUGGUCACAAUAUCUUGUGGCAAGGAGUUCCACAGGUGAACUAUGUAGUGCGUCAAAAAACUUUUCCUUUCAUCAGCUUUAAGUGAGUUGCCUUUCAGUUUAAUGGAACAUCCUUUGUCCUGGUAGUGUGAAAGAGAGUGAAUGUUCCCAAUCUCCCUUCUCUGCACCAUUCAUUAUUUUCUACGUGUCUAUCCUCUUCCCUUAUUCAGGAACUUUUUUCAAACUAGAAAGCCUCAAAGGAGAGUAACCCUCAUCUGGUAUAAAUCGCUAACUCUCCAUCAAGGUUUUUUAAUCUCUCUCCCUAGGGAACUUUUUCUAAGCAUUUUUGAAACUCCCUAUAUGUCUCCUAGAUACUGUCUGAGACAGAGUGACCAGACCUUUACACAGCAUGCCGGAGACCACUGGUUUAUAUAAUGGCAUUUGCGUGCGUGUGUGUGAAAUGCAAUAUUUUUAGCAUGGCUGGUUGAAAUGUUUGAGAUGACAUGCUUUUUAAUCCAAAAAAUGGGGUGGCAAAAAAAACCUUAGUUUUUACAACAAAAAUUCAUUUUUAUGCAAUUUUUUAUUUUUCAGGAAAAAAUUCAAUGUGAAACAUUUGAAAAAGAUUUUCUCACUAUUGUUAUUUUUGACAUUUUAAAAUGCUUUUUGUUUGGAAAUUGUGGGGAAAUUCCCACUUCCUCUCCAUGUUUGGGAAGGGGGGGGAAGUAAACAUAAGUAAGAAUUUUUUUCUCACUUUCUCUUACUUAAAAAAUAUUCUAUUGGCAAAGUGUAAAAACCUUUCUUAAAUUGCUAAAAAGGGAGACAGCAUAACCCCUUCACUUACCUUUUUACUUUUCUCACACUUUUCCAGCAGGGAAAAAAUUAAAAGAGGAAGGGAAGCGGGUUCUCCCACUUUCACAGUUUUACUUUCCUACCCGUAGUCUCUCCGCUGGAAAAAAUGGGGACGGGACCAAAAAGGGGGAAACAUCAGAUAACUCAAAACAAUUUUUGAAUGAGAAAACCCCCCAAAUGUUCAGAUGUUUGUUUUCUUUUGGAAUUUUUCAUGUAAAACGAAAGUACACCUGGUCAGUUGUAAUGCUCAGUAUUAUUUUUCAUCCCACUGCUCCUAUGGCCUCAGAUUCUGUUUGCUUUUUUCACCUCUGCUCCUCCUUGAGCAGCAGCCUUCAUUGAGUUGCUCACCGUGAUAGCUAGGUCUGUUUCCUGAGUGGUUCAUAAGUGAGCUAUAGCUCACGAAAGCUUAUGCUCAAAUAUAUUUGUUAGUCUCUAAGGUGCCACAAGUCCUCCUUUUCUUUUUGCGGAUACAGACUAACACGGCUGCUACUCUGAAACCUGUCAUAAAUUUAGAAGUUUAGAUUGUAAACUCCCUGGGGCUGGCAUUGUUGUGAAAACUGGGCCUUCAAAUUUACCUUGGUUAGGCGCUCAAUCCUGAAGAGUGAGUGAAAGUUCCUAAGGAAUCACAAUAACCUGUCCCAACAAAUGUAGAUGGGAGCAGUUACAAAAAAGAGAGAGACUGAAUUAGGCCAAACGAAAAGGCCGCCUGAUAUAACUCAAGGACUGUGUUAGAUCAUGCCUGAAAACAAGAAAAAUUCUGGGCCAGAAAUUAUCGAACCAAAAUUGGUGGCUUGGAAAUUAGGCCUAACUGGUGGACAAAAUAAUGAAGGGACGGGAUGUUCCACUUUGGGGCCUUAAAGAGACUUCAAGAGAAAAAUUGACUACAGGAGCGAGCUUCACCACCAUGGUUGCCAUCUCCUGGGACCCCGGGCCUUCAUCAUCCUGAUCCUAAGAUAUGUGCUGACCAGAGAAGGACCCAGAUGACAUCACCACCACCGCUAGCUCCGGCUGAAUCCUGAACACCAUCUGGGAUGUGAGACAGUCUCCUUUCCCCCCAUCCUCCGCUGCCCCAACAAUAUUUCCCUUUUCUUCCCCACAUCAUUUCUUCUGUUUUCUAUCCCUCUCCUUUUUCCUUCUUUCUAAUAAGAGUCAGCCAAGACCGCAUAUUUUACAACACGGCUGUGAGCCUGUGACCACAAAGAGGCAGCUGAUGCAAUGCCCUAAACAGCCCAACGUGCCAGGUGGCGGCCCAUAUACUGUGUCGGUGUUUUUCCAGCUGUGAGGUUACACGGGAGCCUCAACACCAAAGGCAGAAGCUGCAUUUUCUGUUCUUUCCCCCUCCCCCCGGUUGUGUGCGUUUGUCUUGUCUUGCCUUCUAGGAAAUGGGAUCCGCCUUGAACACCACCAGGAACAACGCCAGCGCCAGCUCAUCUCAACUAACUUCUCUUUUCCCCCCAAAGGACAGGUAACCGCAGCUCUCCUACCAUCGGAGACCGUCAACGCAGGCUUUCCUUCGAAAAAUGAAACCGGGAACGAGAAAUGCUGCUAAAAUAAAAACUGUACUUAAUAUUUUAAA
Messenger RNA from Chelonia mydas (Green sea turtle), 7333 nucleotides. RefSeq names its product SLAM family member 5-like. Gene Ontology annotation, cellular component: external side of plasma membrane. The coding region runs from base 906 to 1694 and encodes 262 amino acids. Gene Ontology annotation, biological process: T cell activation. The transcript is spliced from 5 exons. Lineage: Eukaryota; Metazoa; Chordata; Testudines; Cheloniidae. The record is from RefSeq and is a predicted model, not a curated record.